This is a messenger RNA of Closterium sp. Naga37s-1, 1269 nucleotides long. The record is from the annotation of a GenBank genome assembly. NCBI's taxonomy places the organism in Eukaryota, Viridiplantae, Streptophyta, Zygnematophyceae, Desmidiales, Closteriaceae.
AUGACGACCCCUGGCGCCGCCGCAACCGCCUUUCCGAGCGGCAUCGCCGCGAUUCUCAGCGACGCGCAUGACGUAACAGCGACCUCCGCCCCUCCUUCCGCCGCCGCAAACCACGCGCUCGCCGCCACAGUCGGGCCGCUGAGCACCAGCGGGGCGACGGGGGGCGGGAGAAAGGCGGUGACUGCGGGGAGGGGGAGGACGGGGCCGAUCGGAAUCUUCCCGCACUGGAGCGCGAGUUGCGCGGGGCGCGCGUGCGGCGUGAUGGAGCGGCCAAUCAGCGUGUACGUCGUGUGGUACGGCGCAUUCUCCGAGGCGCAGAAGCAGAUGGUCCGCGCGCUCACCGCCUCGCUCAGCCCGAACGCCGACCCGUCCGUCACAGGUGCCGUCCCCUUGUUCGGGGCGGCGCCGCCCAAUCAGGACGCGGGGAUGGAUGGGCUGCUGUCGGUGUUUGCGCAUGAGCUGGCGGAGGCGACGUCAAGCCCGUUCAUUGCAACGUGGUUUGAUAACACCGGGGAGGAGAACGCCGACAAGUGCUCGUGGCAGUUCGCCCCCAUUCUCACUGACGCUUCUGGCGCCAGAGGAGGGGGAAGGGCGCGCAUGCGAGGGGAUGGAGGGGGCGGAGGGGGGGAAGGAGGGGGUGAUGGGGGCGAGGGGGGAGGCGGAGGGGAGGGAGGGGGAGAGGGCGGAGAAGGAGGAGGGGGAGAUGGAGGAGGUGGUGAGGGUGGGGGAGGAGAGGGAGGUGGGGGGCUUGGAGGUGGGGGAGGGGAUGGGGGGGAGGGAGGGGGAGAGGGUGGUGGAGGGGGGGAGGGAGGCGGGGGAGGAGGGGAGGGAGGCGGAGGAGGGGAGGGAGGGGAGGGGGGAGGAGGAGGGGCGGGGGGGGUAUGGGAGGGUGAGCUUGCAGGUACCAGUGCACCAUCCCACCAUCCCCACCCCCACGACCCCCACCGUCCCGACCAUUCCCCCACCAUCCCCACCAUUCACCCCACCAUCCACACAUCUCCCUUCCUCCCACCACCACCCUCUACUCACUUCCAUGCGCAUUUAUCCGCGUUCUCCUCGCCCUGCUCGUCAAACCACGUGCCCACGAACGGCGACGAUGCAGCCUCUGCCAGCUCGUGCGCAAACACGGAGAGCAGAGCGUCCAUGCCCACGUCUCUAUUCGGUGCCUUGCUGGCCGUGCGGAUGUCACUUGCAAUGCACGAGGUGGGGCACUGGGGGGGUGAGGAGGAGGCAGGGAGGGGGGGAGUGGGAGGAUUGGAGAAGGGGUAG